AUGUUCUACAGACAACAGCUACUCUCCACAAUGUUCUACAGACAACAGCUACGCUCCACAAUGUUCUACAGACAACAGCUACUCUACACAAUGUGAGGGGACAACAGCUACUCUCCACAAUGUUCUACAGACAACAGCUACUCUACACAAUGUGAGGGGACAACAGCUACUCUACACAAUGUGAGGGGACAACAGCUACUCUACACAAUGUUCUACAGACAACAGCUACUCUACACAAUGUUCUACAGACAACAGCUACUCUUCACAAUGUUCUACAGACAACAGCUACUCUACACAAUGUUCUACAGACAACAGCUACUCUCCACAAUGUUCUACAGACAAAAGCUACUCUCCACAAUGUUCUGCAGACAACAGCUACUCUCCACAAUGUUCUACAGACAACAGCUACUCUCCACAAUGUUCUACAGACAACAGCUACUCUCCACAAUGUUCUACAGACAACAGCUACUCUACACAAUGUGAGGGGACAACAGCUACUCUACACAAUGUGAGGGGACAACAGCUACUCUACACAAUGUUCUACAGACAACAGCUACUCUCCACAACGUUCUACAGACAACAGCUACUCUCCACAAUGUUCUACAGACAACAGCUACUCUCCACAAUGUUCUACAGACAACAGCUACUCUCCACAAUGUUCUACAGACAACAGCUACGCUCCACAAUGUUCUGCAGACAACAGCUACUCUCCACAAUGUGAGGGGACAACAGCUACUCUCCACAAUGUUCUACAGACAACAGCUACGCUCCACAAUGUUCUACAGACAACAGCUACUCUACACAAUGUGAGGGGACAACAGCUACUCUCCACAAUGUUCUACAGACAACAGCUACUCUACACAAUGUGAGGGGACAACAGCUACUCUACACAAUGUGAGGGGACAACAGCUACUCUACACAAUGUUCUACAGACAACAGCUACUCUACACAAUGUUCUACAGACAACAGCUACUCUUCACAAUGUUCUACAGACAACAGCUACUCUCCACAAUGUUCUACAGACAACAGCUACUCUACACAAUGUGAGGGGACAACAGCUACUCUACACAUUUUACAUUUACAUUUUAGUCAUUUAGCAGACGCUCUUAACCAGAGCGACUUACAGGAGCAAUUAGGGUUAAGUGCCUUGCUCAAGGGCACAUUAACGUCAUUUAGCAGACGCUCUUAGCCAGAGCGACUCACAAAUUGGUGCGUUCACCCUAUAGCCAGUGGGAUAACCACUUUACAAUUUGGGGGGGGGGGGGGGUUGGAAGGAAUACUUUAGCCUAUCCCAGGUAUUCCUUAAAGAGGUGGGGUUUCAAAUGUCUCCGGAAGGUGGUGAGUGACUCCGCUGUCCUGGCGUCGUGAGGGAGCUUGUUCCACCAUUGGGGUGCCAGAGCAGCGAACAGUUUUGACUGGGCUGAGCGGGAGCUGUGCUUCCGCAGAGGAAGGGGAGCCAGCAGGCCAGAGGUGGAUGAACGCAAUGUCCUCGUUUGGGUGUAGGGACUGAUCAGAGCCUGAAGGUACAGGGGUGCCGUUCCCCUCACUGCUCCAAAGGCAAGCACCAUGGUCUUGUAGCGGAUGCGAGCUUCAAUUGGAAGCCAGUGGAGUGUGCGGAGGAGGGGGGUGACGUGAGAGAACUUGGGAAGGUUGAACACCAGACGGGCUGCGGCUCCACAAUGUUCUGGCAUUCUACACAAUGUUCUACAGACAACAGCUACUCUCCACAACGUUCUACAGACAACAGCUACUCUCCACAAUGUUCUACAGACAACAGCUACUCUACACAAUGUGAGGGGACAACAGCUACUCUACACAAUGUUCUGCAGACAACAGCUACUCUCCACAAUGUUCUACAGACAACAGCUACGCUCCACAAUGUUCUGCAGACAACAGCUACUCUACACAAUGUUCUACAGACAACAGCUACUCUACACAAUGUUCUACAGACAACAGCUACUCUCCACAACGUUCUACAGACAACAGCUACUCUCCACAAUGUUCUACAGACAACAGCUACUCUACACAAUGUGAGGGGACAACAGCUACUCUACACAAUGUUCUGCAGACAACAGCUACUCUCCACAAUGUUCUACAGACAACAGCUACGCUCCACAAUGUUCUGCAGACAACAGCUACUCUACACAAUGUUCUACAGACAACAGCUACUCUACACAAUGUUCUACAGACAACAGCUACUCUACACAAUGUGAGGGGACAACAGCUACUCUCCACAAUGUUCUACAGACAACAGCUACUCUCCACAAUGUUCUACAGACAACAGCUACUCUCCACAAUGUUCUGCAGACAACAGCUACUCUACACAAUGUUCUACAGACAACAGCUACUCUACACAAUGUUCUACAGACAACAGCUACUAUCAUUUCAAUAG
Messenger RNA from Coregonus sp. 'balchen', 2392 nucleotides. The record is from the annotation of a GenBank genome assembly. Lineage: Eukaryota; Metazoa; Chordata; Actinopteri; Salmoniformes; Salmonidae.